UGGAUACUCCGGUAAUAAUAAUAAUAAAAAGCCCCUACCCGGUGGAUGGGGAUGGAGUCUACGGCACUGGGACCCGGAUUUAUUAACGUGCAAAUCGCUCUGAUAUGAUCACAUACUUUCUGCUUUGCAUACGCAGGGAGCAGCGUGGGCUGAUGGAGUACGAACUAGCCUGGGCGAUCUUUACGAGCUGAAAUCCUGCACAUCGCAGAAGGGUUUGUUUCUCUGCGUUAAAAAAAAAAAAACAAAAAACCAAAAAAACCAACCUGGGAAGCUGUUAGAAACCUGCGUUAAAAAAAAAACCAAACCACCAAGUGAACAAAAUACCCAGACCCAAACGCACCAGACUUCUCCAUGAACUCGCCAUGAAUAUAUUCUUCAUUUUUUUUUUUGACAGAAACCGUGCGUGUAAACUUUUCUCUGGAGGAGCCGAGGAUUUUUGUAGUUGGUCUUGUAGUGUUUUAAAUCUGAGAAAGCAGUAGAGUCUUCUCAGCAGUGAUGAGGGAGUGACAAGUCGGAGAGCUGGGAAGAGGACGUGGAGAACUAGUGGUACGAUUGAUCAGUUCGCUGGAGCUCGUUGUUGAAACUGGACCAGCCUCGGGGUCGGAUGCUGAGUGGGGUGCAGUGCCCUGCCUGCUUCCCGCUGGCUUCCAGAGACUGAGCAGUGAGGGAAAGCAGGCAGUUAAGCAGUUGUUUCCUCAAUAUUGUGGUGGCUGCGCCUAAUUCAGCCUUCCCCGGCGGACGGCACCCAUGGGGGCACAGCGGGCACCCGGCGAGCGUGGGUUCCUGGGAGCGCCCUUGGAGACUGCAAGGAGCUAACGCUCGCUGCCAGAGCCCCCAGAUGGGACUAGAGCCAAGCUCCUGUGCUCUUCGCGGGGAUGAAGGUAGAGCCAUGUUACCUGCUACCUAACCUCGCUGUCGCUGAUGUAGCUUGUGGAUAUGGUCCCGUACCAGGCUUCGCGCACAGACUCUUGGCUCUGAUCCACCCUGAGACAGUUUAGCGGCGGCAAAGAGAUCCCCAGCUGUGGAGCAGGCUCCUCCGACCACCCGGCGACGGAGGGGCUGCAGCGCUGGAGAGUUACUAUGCAGCUUGGACUGUUUGUGGUGGCGGUUUUUCUAAGCUCGAUGGAUCUAACAGGCAGCAGCAAAGUGGUGAAGGGCAAGAGGCAAAGACGAAUUAGCACCGAGCUGAGUCAGGGCUGUGCCAGAGGCUGCGACCUGUGCUCCGAGUUCAAUGGGUGCCUGAGAUGUUCCCCCAAACUCUUCAUCCUUCUGGAGAGGAAUGAUAUCCGUCAAAUUGGGAUUUGCUUACCCUCUUGUCCACUGGGAUAUUUUGGCCUUCGCAAUACAGACAUGAACAAGUGCAUCAAAUGCAAAAUUGAGAACUGUGAGUCCUGUUUCAGUCGAAACUUUUGCACAAAAUGUAAGGAAGGUUUGUAUUUGCACAAAGGGAGAUGUUACGUCACAUGCCCCGAAGGCUACUCUGCUGCCAACGGCACCAUGGAGUGCAGCAGCCCUGCACAAUGUGAAAUGAGUGAGUGGGGGCCCUGGGGGCCCUGCUCCAAGAAGAGAAAGCUCUGUGGCUUCAAGAAGGGCAACGAAGAGCGAACGCGGCGGAUUCUGCAGGCUCCCUCCGGAGACGUGUCCCUGUGUCCUCCCACCACGGAGGUGCGGCGAUGCACUGUGCAGAAGAACCAGUGUCCUGAAGGGAAACGGAAGAAAAAGGAAGAGCAAGGAAAGCAAGAUAAUGCGAAUGGGAAUAGAAAUCGGAAAGACACCAAAGACGCUAAGUCUGGCACCAAGAAGAAGAAGGGCAGACAGAGAGGGGCCGCGGCUGCCGUGACAUCCGCCAGCCCUCCCCAAUAGCUGCCCCUUUCCGUCACCUGAUGGCAAGACAUCAUUGCUGCUAUGUAUAUGAAAGCUUUAUUGAACCAGAGCACUGCUACAUCACACGUACGCGUGUCCAGACAGACAGACAUAUACUCUAGACUGACCCACAGACCCGACAGAAACCACAUACACAAUACUUAAGGAGGCUGCAGGCACCCCCACCACCCAGGACGGACGCUGCCGAGGAAUGGGAGAGCACAGGGAAGGAAGCCCAUCUCCCCAGGGCUCCGCAGGGGAUGCUGCGGGGAGGAGAAGCUGAAUGUGAGUCAGCGAAGGACCCAGAUGUGAGGCUUCAGAGGACUCAACUGGAAACUGGGCGCACAGCCCCAGCGCAGCACGGCUGCAGCCAGUGGGAAGAGAUCGGACCCGCACAGCCGCUCUCCCCAACCUGGGACUGGACUCACACAAAGGCAGUGGCCUCUUUCUCUUCCCCCUACCCUUUAUUUUGUGUUUUAAGCUGUUAUGACUUUAUCAUUGCGAAUACAUGUUAAACGUUUGUGGUAAGAGGUCAGUGGUAUCUGCCCUGAAUCUGCUUCAAAAGAGUUAUUUCGAAUUAAAAUAACAAAAAAACAAAAUGACAACCAGCUUCCUGAGUGUGUGGUUCAUCCUUGGCCCCUAUGGAGGCUGGUGUCCCACAGGACAGAGACUCACUUGCGGAAGGGAAACUCACCAAAGCUUUAAGAAAACCCCAUAAAAUGUUGCCAGCUGCAUUGCAGCCGCAAAUCAUUCGCCCUGCGCUCGCGGGAGCCGGCUGCGCUCGGCAGAGCCCCUGUGGAAUUCCCCACGGAAGGAUCCAGUUCACAGGCAGCAGCAGAUUGAGAAAAUGAGAGGUUACACCAAACCGCAGGUUGCCGAAACGUUGUGACUCUGUUUGUACAGUCACAGCUGCAGGACUCCAUCCCGGGAGAAGGAUGAGCUGAUCCAUCCACCCGGACACCAUCCAGGCACGUGGCAGGUGGGAAGGCAGGCAGGAGGGGGAAGGCACCGUUCGGGCUCUGUAGAAGAGAAGCAAACGUUCAAGUUCGGUAGAAACUACCCCUCUUCAUCCCACCAAGUGGAAUUCCCUGGAUGCAGCACAAGUGCUUCUGCUCUGGAAGAGCCGACACUAGAGCAGAGGAACCGGGACCAGGACGGUGCAGGACAGGGACCUCACGAGACCCACAUGGGGCACACCUGAACAGAGAGCUUUGCCCUUGGCAGUGGCACAAAGGUGGCACACGGCUCUGUUUCCCUCAUAUCUUAGAAUGUGUUUCCUCUGUAGGAAUACGUGCAGACAUUUGAUUCCUCUAGAGUUCAGGAAAAGCCCUCUGGUCCCAAGGGAUGGAGCCACAGCUCCCAGAGGUGUGCCCGGGUGGAUCAGAGAUGCGUUGCUGAAGCUCCUACCUC
Molecule: messenger RNA, 3273 nt
Organism: Cuculus canorus (common cuckoo)
Lineage: Eukaryota; Metazoa; Chordata; Aves; Cuculiformes; Cuculidae
Gene: RSPO1
Product: R-spondin 1
Exons: 7
Coding region: 1081-1863 (260 amino acids)
Source: RefSeq, a predicted model, not a curated record